Molecule: messenger RNA, 2570 nt
Organism: Megalopta genalis
Lineage: Eukaryota; Metazoa; Arthropoda; Insecta; Hymenoptera; Halictidae
Source: RefSeq, a predicted model, not a curated record
CGCAGUCGCGUUUCAGAUAUUCGCGGAGGAAUUGCGUCUGGUGAACAUAAUUUUUUAUUGCAGCUGUUAAAAACAAUUUGCCAUAAGUUCGGUUGUCGUUAAAAUUUUUCGUGAUCCUUAGCUGAUCAUCGAGCGCAUACAUUCGUGAUCAACGUGUGAUAUUUCUUCAACUACAAUCUACAGGUAUCGAGUGUUUGCUCUUUGUAAUUUUAGGAAUAUUGAUCAUCUAAUGAAAAGCAGAGAUUUCCGAUUUCGAUUCAGUUACAAAUAGAGAACGUAUUUUGAAAUUGAUCUGCAGAAGAAUAUUGCACGGAUCAUCGUCUUGCGAUAAAGGAUAUAAUUAAUCUAUCACUUAGACAAUUUGUUCGACAAAACGGAAAUGGAUGAAUGGUUUCGUUUGUUUCAAUGACACGGAAUUUCUUCUCAAAAGACGAUUAAGUACAACAUAAAUUUCGGAUGGAUUUAAUACAAUGAACAAUUCGUUUAUUCAGAAUUAUUGCCUGAUGAAUGUGAUGCAUAUUAGACACUUGCCUUUGGUUUGUGUCACGAAGAAUUAAAUUCUUUUUUAGGUGGACAUGGUAACAAUGAAUUCAGAAAAAACGGCAUGUUGCCGGAAAGCAGGUGAAAGCAGUGAUAUUGGUGGAACAACCGAUCGACAAAGGCGUAGAGAUAAUCAAAGAAAUCAAUGUAAUAAUCAGAAUGGGGAGACAUUCGACAAAUAUCAGAGUAGUCUUACAUAUCACAUCACUGCCUCGUGUGCCGAAGAUACACCCAAUUACCUUGUAUUCCAAAAAAUGGAAGCCAUUGUAGAAAAAAUGUCAGAUGAAGUAUCAGGUGUUCCAGUGAAAACAGUGAAGAGCUUUAUGACAAAAACACCUUCAGUUUUUACGGGUACAGAUUUAAUAUCAUGGAUGAUGAAGACUAUGACUAUAGAUGACCAAGAAGCUCUUCACAUGGCACAUCUUAUGGCAUCCCACGGAUAUUUUUUUCCUAUCGACGACCACUGCCUUACUGUUAGAAACGAUAAUACGUUUUACAGAUUUCAAACACCAUAUUUUUGGCCAUCAAAUUGUUGGAAACCAGAAAAUACAGAUUAUGCUGUUUAUUUAUGCAAGAGAACAAUGCAGAAUAAAACACGUUUAGAAUUAGCAGAUUACGAGGCUGAGAAUUUGGCCAAAUUACAAAAGAUAUUUUCACGAAAAUGGGAGUUCAUUUUUAUGCAGGCAGAAGCACAAAGUAAAGUUGACAAAAAGAGAGAUAAACUGGAACGCAAAGUGUUGGACAGUCAAGAAAGGGCUUUUUGGGAUGUAUAUAGACCAAUGCCUGGAUGUGUGAAUACUACAGAAUUAGAUACUAAAAAAGCAUGUCGUAGUUGUAAAUCAACUCCAGAAUCAAGUUCACAUUUACGACUAAAGCCUGGUGGUAGAGCACCGCAAACAGGAUCAAAAGAGACACCGUCAGUGGAAGCAUUGCGUAAAGAGAUUGCAGAAUUAAACAGUAUACUAGAUCGACCAAAUACAAAAGUAUCAAAAGUGUCAGAGGCUCUCAUUGGAUAUUUUGAGCAAUAUGUAGAGUAUGAUCCCUUUUUUACACAACCUGAAUUCACAAACCCAUGGGUAUCAGAUAAUCCUGAAAUGUGGGAACAAGAAAGAUUAGCGAAAGAAGUAUCAACAAGAAGAGUAAAACGAUGGGCUUUCAGCCUUCAAGAACUGUUACAAGACCCUGUUGGUAGAGACCAGCUCACAAGGUUUCUAGAUAAGGAAUUCAGUGGAGAAAAUUUGAAAUUUUGGGAAGCUGUUCAAGAAUUGAAAACUUUACCCCAGAAAGAAAUUCAAACUAAAAUAAAUGAAAUUUGGAAUGAAUACUUGGGCCCAGACGCUAGUUGUCCAAUUAACGUCGAUUCUCAAUCUUAUGAGAUAACGAAGAAGAAUUUGCAGAAGCCUGAUCGAUGGUGCUUCGACGUAGCAGCGGCGCAUGUUUAUCACCUGAUGAAAAGCGAUAGUUAUUCGAGAUAUCUACGGUCGGAAAUGUAUAAGGACUUUCUCAAUGGCUCGAAGAAAAAGACUUCCGUGAAAGGUAUUCGUUCUAUCGUGUCAUUCAGCGGAAGAAGAGACACAGCCACCUCCUAAUCAGUACAAUAUCAAUUAUUUGGGUGUAGGAGUAAUUCCAAAUCUUAAACUGUAUUUCCGUUGUUAGAAAGGAUGGAGAAGGAACAUUGUUUAUUUAAUAACUGUAAGAUUUACGCAUCACUCUGCAGAAGUAAGUACAUUGAUAUUAUUUAUGUGAACAAAGCACAAUUGUCUAUUUUAAUGUAACGUUUGUUACUAAUUCUUUUAUCAUGGGAGAUUCAAAGAUAUUUUGAACAUUUCAGUGAGACGUUUACAAAUAAAUUUGUUCUACUGUACAUAGAAUAAUUAUGUGAGAAAAGUGAUAAUGAGAAUUAUAUAAAAUCUUAUUUUAAAUAUACACUUUUAAAUUACAUACCAUUGUGAUGUUUGCUUGUUUAAGUUGUGAUUGGUUCAAACAAUAUGUAUCUGUCGACUAAAAAUAAACAGAGCAAUUACAAGGUA